Molecule: messenger RNA, 2605 nt
Organism: Cuscuta europaea
Lineage: Eukaryota; Viridiplantae; Streptophyta; Magnoliopsida; Solanales; Convolvulaceae
Source: the annotation of a GenBank genome assembly
GGAGUUGUCAUACUCCGUAUAUCUUUAGCAUCUCAAUUAGAAAAGGGUAUACAGUUAUGGUUCCCAUCCAAAUUCGUUUCUCGUCUGGAGCGCGCCUUCGCAUCAGCAUCCAACAAAACCCAAAUUAGUCUCAUCUUCUUGAUUAGUGCUAAUUACUGAGUAAUAGUAAUCAUCAUAAAUAAUUAUACUUAAUGAUUCAUCUCUAUCUGUCUCCUCUGCGGCUUGCCGAAUUAUUCAGCUACUGCUUCCCUGGGUUCUCCACGCAAUCUCUCGCCAUCACUCAUCCGCUUGUUUAUACUUCCAAGUAAGUACUCUCUCAUUCUCUGGUUCUGUCUUCCCCUGCGUCUCGUUCGAUUCAGUUCAAGAUCCUCUUUUGCAUAUUCAACCUUGAUCUGUGUCAUCGAGCCUCUUUUUAUGGAUCUGUUCUCCGGUUAUUUGUGCGGAGUAGGAUAUGUAAUUCUCAAAAUUACAUUGCCAGGGAUCAAAGAUAAUGCUCAUCAGAUUAGCUCGUUGGUUCGUUUGGUAUAAGGGAAUUUAGAGAACCCAGAAUUCGAUCCAUACAUGUUGUAUUGGUCAGAAGUAGUAUUAACUCAGAAAUGGAUUUGCACGGAAAUCCACAGGGAGAGCAUGGGAGGUUUGAGCAGAUUCUCUCUCAGUUUCUUCUAAAAAGUUUGCAUAUAGUAUUGGAUUCGAGGGUUCCUUCAACCAGAAACCAAGCGCGGAUAGGAGAAGUUAAAAAAAGUGACAAAUGGUUCAAUUUGGUGUUAGGAGAUCGUCCUUCUGUUCUUGAUAAUUUGAAUUUUUGGCAUAGAAAUUUGAUGGAACCUAUGAAUAUUGAUAUUGUUCUUGUUCAAGACAAGUCAGGGUCUGGUUUAUCAUCAACUGUUAUAGAGAGGUGGAUUGUUCAAUAUGAGAGUAAAAGGACUUCGUCCUCUCAAGUUGGGGAUUCUUCUUCUUCUUACAAGAAAACAUACAAGAAGCUAAUUAUACUUUUGCGGUCCCUUUAUUCAAUUACAAAGCUCCUUCCAGCUUAUAAGGCCUUCAGGAAACUAAGUUCUUCUCAGAGUUGUGAUUUUGAGCUUAAUUACAAAGUCUCUUCAUUUAGUGCUCCCUUUUCUAGAACAGAAGAGCAGUUGAUGAAACAUUAUUCUUUCAUUCCAGUUGAUGAUCAAAACGGCUGUUUUUGUUUAUCCGUGACGUAUCAUGAAAAUCUUCUCUCUGAGUUUAAUCUGGAAACUUCUGCUUGUUUUCCUCCUGAGAUCAUCUCAGAUUAUGUCGGUAGUCCUCUUGCUGAUCCUAUGAGGUCAUUUCCUUCCAUGUCACUGGAUAAGGGCGUCCUCCCUACAUCGUACCCCUUAAGAAGGACACAGUCAUCCACUCCGGGACCAUUUCACCGGCCCCAUAGUUGGACGAGUGGAGUCCACAGGGGGAUUUCCUUAGCUCAGAAUGACCGGCUUCGUUGGACGGCUGGGGUCCACAAUGGGAUUUCCUUAGCUCAGAAUGAACGUUUUUUAGGAUCUCCAUCUCCACCCUUUUCACCACCUGCAUACAUCUCAGAAAGUUCCCCGGUCAAUAUCCCACACUCAAUGAAUAUCAGAAAUUCCAGAUACACUUCUCAUAAUUUUUCUGACCCCAACAGGAUUUUACUCCCACCUCAAUCCCCUCGAAGCACGAAGCAUGAAUCCUUGUCUCAUGAAUACCCUUCUGGAAUUAGGACAUUGAAGAAACCAGAUGCAGCAAGGGCAGGGGAGACAAUGUUCGGUAGUGCGAAUCUGAGCCCGAAGAUUUCAAGAGAUGUCAAAGAUGAUUCCGGACGUUUUUCUUCAAGUGAUUCGCCACGUAUAGGAUUCUCAAGAAGUUCUAGUAGAGUAUCAGUCCAGGGGGACUUGGAUGACCCUGACUUUGCUUGCCCAUUUGUUGUUGAUGAUGUUGAUAGUUCAAGUUCCCUACCCAGUCAAAACCUAGACAAGAAGGCCGUGGGUUCAGAAUCGCCUUCACAGACAUUUUUUGGAACCAGAAAAGCACAAGACUCUGCUGUUGGUGCCCUUGUCCAGAUGCUGAAGACAGCUCCCCCACUACGCCAAGAUUCUAGCUGCUAUUCCACCACUUCUUCUGUAAAACCUGAUCUUGAAGGAGAAGGAAUAACUGAUUCUUUUGACCUUUCUGCCCCUCGAAAGAUCUCAGAUGCAUUGGAGGAGCUUAAAGCAUACAAAGAACUCAAAGACGUUCUGCUCUCCAAGAGCGCACUCCGCAAUUCAGAAUCCUAACCCGCUUAGUUUAUCCCAUUUGGCCAUGUAAACUGCUCUCCCAUUUGACUUGUACUGUAACAACUGCAUAUAGAUUAACCAAAUUGUGUACAUAGUUGGAAAUGAAAAGUCAUUAGGGAAGGUUGGUGGCCUGUAACUCUGCAGGUGUUAAUGCGUAUUGAAUUGGAAUACUUGGACGUGUUUAUGCAUUUGUACUUCUAAUGUUUGUUAUAUACAAGAUUAAGUGCAGCAGGCAAGUGAGUGUAUGAACCAAAACUGCCUCUGACCAUAAGGGCAUAGGCUUCCGUCUUUUAUUAUGCCUCCACUAACCUAUAGUGGCUUAUCUAAUUGUCUUUAAC